Messenger RNA from Gymnodraco acuticeps, 4790 nucleotides. It is a transcript of the gene gdf6a, whose product is annotated as growth differentiation factor 6a. Gene Ontology annotation, molecular function: growth factor activity; cytokine activity. The transcript is spliced from 2 exons. Gene Ontology annotation, biological process: BMP signaling pathway; SMAD protein signal transduction. Lineage: Eukaryota; Metazoa; Chordata; Actinopteri; Perciformes; Bathydraconidae. Gene Ontology annotation, cellular component: extracellular region. Bases 289 to 1581 code for a protein of 430 amino acids. The record is from RefSeq and is a predicted model, not a curated record.
GUUGGCUGUAGUGCGCGUCUGUUUGGAGCUGUGUGACAUGGGAUUGUUUGGGAAGCCCUGCACUGAGCGACCAUGUGGGCGUGUUUCUCUCGGCCCAACAGUCUCCGCUCUUGUUUGGAGUCCAGAGCGCAAAACGCACUUCUUCUGGUGCAACCGGAGUGCGCAAAAGUAGCAGUUCUCCGACCCUGACGCGCACACCAUCUCCGGCUCCGGCGGCCCCCACGAAUCCAACUGCUCUGAGCGGGAAUUUAAGAGUUUUUCCUCAACAUCUCCCGGUGACUCCCAGCCAUGGACGCAUAUCGACUCGUUACGCUUUAUCUGUGCCUGCUCCUUGUUUUCCUUGGGAAUAUACCGUGUUUCCAGUCUGCUGCUAUCAUCUCUCCCUCUGCACCCAGGAGGAACAGGGGAGCCCGGAUCUCUCAUCGGGACGGACAAAGGUCAUCCAAAACCCUAAAAGACAUCUUCACGUCCACGCACCCCAUCGUGGGACACCACAAAGAAGACCCAAAGGACUCUAUUGUGCCGCAUGAAUACAUGCUCUCCAUAUACAGGACAUACUCGGCUGCAGAGAAGCUCGGACUUAACGCAAGCUUUUUCCUCUCCUCUAAAUCUGCCAACACCAUAACAAGUUUUGUGGACAGAGGAACAGACGAUCUUUUGCACUCUCCUCUGCGAAGACAAAAGUAUCUGUUUGAUGUCUCAACCCUUUCAGACAAAGAGGAGCUGGUCGGGGCGGAAUUAAGGAUAUUCCGGAGAGGGCCCGGGGACCUGCAGACUUCCCUGCAGACGGCGGGCCUCUACGACAUCCAGCUGUACCCCUGCCGCUCGGACAGGCUGCUGGACUCCCGGGCCCUGGACCCAAUGGACUCCACCAAGGCCGGGUGGGAAGUCCUGGACGCGUGGGAUAUGUUCAAAGCGCACCAGCAUCACUACCAUCAGCCGCAUCACCAGGGGGGACAGCUCUGCUUCCAGCUGCGCGUCACGUUGCGCAAAACGGACACCGAGGUGGACCUGAGGCAGCUGGGUCUGGGCAGGCGGGGCCGGCCCCAGCAGGAGAAGGCCAUCCUGGUGGCCUACACGCGCUCCAAGAAGAGGGAGAACCUGUUCAACGAGAUGAAGGAGAAGAUCAAGUCGCGGGGGGAGAUCGAGGAGGAAGUAGUGGAGAAAGGAGCGUCCUUGCUGGGGGUGAAAGGAGACGGGCCCCGGCGGCGGAGGAGGACCGCGCUCAGCAACCGGCACGGGAAGAGGCACGGCAAGAAAUCCAAAUCCCGGUGCAGCAAAAAGGCGCUGCACGUGAAUUUCAAGGAGCUCGGGUGGGACGAUUGGAUCAUCGCGCCUCUGGAUUACGAGGCGUACCACUGCGAGGGGGUGUGCGACUUCCCCCUGAGGUCUCACCUGGAGCCCACCAACCACGCCAUCAUACAGACGCUCAUGAACUCCAUGGACCCCAACAGCACCCCGCCGAGCUGCUGCGUGCCCACCAAACUCAGCCCCAUCAGCAUCCUGUACAUAGACUCGGGCAAUAACGUGGUGUACAAACAGUACGAGGACAUGGUGGUGGAGCAGUGCGGGUGCAGGUAGCGCUCGCUAGAUAAACACUUCAAAAAGAUGGGUCCCAGGUUGAAGAGAAAGUAAAAAGGGAUGCACACAGAGGCGAUAUCUGCUAUUUAUUCAGUACAGUCACAAUCAUUCACUGCCUUAACGUGCCUUGGUUCCCAUCCGCGAGUUAUCAACAGGCUUUUGUUUCCCAGAUACGUGUCCAUAUGGCACACGGGAUGAGUACAAGGCGGGAUGGGAGCCCAUUGACUGUGCACCUGUUCGUGCCGGGGCCAGGGGACAGUGGGCUCCGCGCUUUGUUCGCAGCUCUGCCGUGUGAUCCUGCAUGCCAGGCCGGACUCUUUUGGGUAUGUGCAUCCAGGCCGUAAUUGCCACCGUCCAGCUGGAGUCAUUACAGGCCCCGAGGAAGUGCCUGUUUUCCAAUAAAAGGGUCUACCAAACACACACUCUCACACACACAGACUGGUCCGAGGAGAGGAGAUAAGAUGGUGGUGCCUUCAAGAGAUUUGUUUUGCCUUACACGAGACCAGGAAAAGGACACAGAAUCAGACAUUGUGCCUGUUGUAAAAAAAGUAGAAAGUAAAAAAGCACACAUACUGAGGCGAACUUUUUUGCGCAAAAGUCUGCAUCUUUACGAAAUGCACUUCCACAACUGACUGAGGAUCCGCGGUCAGCGAGAGUUCGUCUGAUAAGGACGGAAUUAUAAGAAAUAAAGACUCAGAACGAGACAAUAUUUAAAUGCACAUUAGCUUUGAAUGCACUGCUGUUCAUUUUUUUUCCUUUUUUGAGCUGUAAAUAUUUUGUACAGUCGAAAACUUUACAAAGUGCAACGAUUGAAGAAAUGAGAACGCGGCAUUUCUUUGUAAAUAUACAAAAUGCACUCAAAUCGGUAUAAUUUCUAUUCUAUUAUUAUUUUAUUAUUUGUGAUGUACAGAGUUCCAUGAUAAUCAUAUAUUUCUUACGUUGAUAAGAGUAAUUUAAGGUGUAUUCGAUAUUUUUUUUUGCAGAGGGUGGAAAAUACCAUUAUUAAUGUCUACCUCAUAAUUACAUAUAGGAUCUGAGUUUUGAGGUGCAUUCAGUUAGAGUGUAAAGAGCUUUUACAAUGAUAUAUAAGAUCAUUUAUAUACAUAUAUUACUGGAUAAUAUUCCACACCAUUACUGUACAAAUAAAAUUCAAAACAAACUCUAACAGUCUGGUAAUUUUGAUGAUUAAUGCUACUUUGCAACCUUGUUAAGCAUUUAUUUUGUAGUGUUCUUUCAACAGUAGGCUAUAUGCCUCUUCCAUAAAAAGCAAACAAAUAAAUACUAAUAUUUGGGGCAUUUAUUUACGAGGGAUUAAGAGGCCAAGAAACUAUGUUUUUAAAAAUAAAUUAACUAAAUAAGAUGAAAAUUGAAUGAAGGUUUGAUAAUUUUAAGCUUAAACCUUUCUACCUCAUUUUCUUUUAAAUUUGUCUUUAAAAAACACUGAUAUUGUAGAGUUCUUAGUUCUGAAACCGAACAUUUCCUUUUAUAACGUUCCCCGGUUCCUCUUAUGAUAAUCAAUCAAUCAAUCAAUGUUUAUUUAUAUAGCCCAAUAUCACAAAUGUUACAUUUGUCUCAGUGGACUUUACAGUUUGUACAAAAUAUCAGUAUGACAAUACGACACCCUCUGUCCUUAGACCCUCACAUCGUACAAGGAAAAACUUCCGAAGAAAACCCACAGUUUAAAGGGAAAAAUAAUCUAUAACACCAUUAACAAGCCAUUGUUUUUGGAGCAGUUUAAGACUACACUUAAUGACAUUACACAUUAACUACACUGUAGUGUUUUGAUUUGGGAAGAGAUGUCCAAAUUAACACAUACUUUUGACUUUGCUGGACUAUAGGAACAACAUGUAGACAUUUUGAAAAUUGGCAUAUAGUUGCCCUUUAAGUUUAAAAAAAUAAACCCCAGAAUAAGAGUUGAACAGAGGAGUUUAUAUCUUAGCCCUAAGGUACGCUAGCCAAUCUAUCCCUCCCCUGUGUAAACAGUCUCUCAUCAUAGACAACAAAUGUCAUUAUUCAGUGACUGGCCACCAUAAGCAUAUGGUGACCAAGUGGAAAGAAAUCCACUGACUGACUGUCAUUGAUAUGGCACUGAAUGUACAAACCCCAGCUAUUUCCCAAUGAAUUAGCCUGCCUGGGUCAAGUUUACUUAACACUUUAAUGUUUCCCAAUCUGUGGAUGUGAAAAAAAAAAGUUUGAAAGAAGGGAUUGCUUCCAUAUAGGCUAUCGACCUUGGCCUGGAAACAAUUAGGAAAUUGCUUUGAAAUGUUAUAUGUUGUCCAGGCUCUUGUACAGUAUCAUGUCACUCCCCACAUGUUUGCUAGGGGGAAACAGAGGAUGCUAAGUGCACUCUUUAGCGGUCGCUGCAAAUGACUGACACAACAACCAUUCCCCUGAGUAAUACCAAAUGGCCCUCCAGGCUAUGUGUCUGGAACACCAUCGCCGGGGUGCUACCACCAGCCACGCUAUCCCUGCUGCUCUCAAGUGGAAAUAGUAAACCAUAUUAGGGAUUGCAUUUCUUUUUCUAAAAUAAGAAGGGUUUUCUGUCUUUGGAGGAUAACCACACUAUGCUGGGAUUCUUGAGGUACAACUUAAACUACAGUCAAAACCAAUUGGUCGUUCAAGAAACAAGGAGAAAUAUUCAUAAAUCUAUGGGUUCCAAAGUAUUAUUGGUGGUAUAUUAAGGCCAAAGAAAACCAUUUGUUAACUAACAUUAGAAUGAACAUAACAUAUAAUUCGCUAUAGCUGUGGAUUAAUAUGAAAAGUGUUCUGUCUGCUAUGUACAGCAUCAUGGGAGUCAUAAAUAGCAUUUUAUUCUUUGAAUGAACAAACAUAAUUUGGUACAGAAAGGCCUUUUUUAAAAGUACUUGUAUACUUUUACUUGUAUGUACUUGUACUGACAUGGGUUCUGUUAGCAUACAGUUUUCGCCUUUUGAAUUAUUUCAAUGCAAAACUGGUGUUCUGUUAGUCUGAUUCAAAUGAGACUCCAAUAUAUGAAGUUAUGGGGUCUAAUGGAAGUUACCAUUGAGUUUUGCAUCCAAUACAAAUCUGAGAAUUGCAUCCAUGAAGAAGCACAUAGAGCAUUUACCUGUUUCUGUGAUUGCUAUAGUUUGUACAUUGCAGCUAUUUGGUUUACAGUAAACGUAACUAGUUUUUCCUGUUAACAUAUUUCUUGGGACACAGAACAUAGUAUGGAUGUGUAUUCCCGGUGA